This is a messenger RNA of Stegostoma tigrinum, 1660 nucleotides long. RefSeq names its product actin-related protein 2/3 complex subunit 1A-B. The coding region runs from base 171 to 1283 and encodes 370 amino acids. The transcript has 10 exons. Lineage: Eukaryota; Metazoa; Chordata; Chondrichthyes; Orectolobiformes; Stegostomatidae. Gene Ontology annotation, molecular function: actin filament binding. Gene Ontology annotation, cellular component: actin cytoskeleton; Arp2/3 protein complex. Gene Ontology annotation, biological process: Arp2/3 complex-mediated actin nucleation. The record is from RefSeq and is a predicted model, not a curated record.
CCGGAGUCCGCGUUGGUGCGUGCGCGCGGCUGCCGUUCCCGGAUCCCGACAGUCCCGUCUCCGCCUGGUGACCGAAUUCGUGUCGACUGCCCAGAGUCCGCGAAUUCAAGCCCGACACCGACAGCCCGCGCCAGGUUUUGUGACUGUCUUACGGAAAUUUUGACACUAGAAUGUCUCGUCAUCAAUUCUUGUUUGAGCCAAUCACAUGCCAUGCCUGGAAUCAAGAUCGGACACAGAUAGCACUUAGCCCCAAUAACCAUGAGGUUCAUAUUUAUAAGAAAAGCGGAAACCAGUGGAUCAAGAAUCAUGAACUGAAGGAGCAUAAUGGUCGAAUAACAGGCAUUGACUGGGCUCCCCAGAGUGAUCGCAUUGUAACCUGUGGUGCUGACCGUAAUGCUUAUGUAUGGAGUCAGAAAGACGGCGUGUGGAAGCCUACGUUGGUCAUUCUAAGAAUUAACCGUGCUGCAACAUUUGUGAAGUGGUCGCCUCAGGAAAAUAAGUUUGCUGUAGGUAGUGGUGCUCGGCUGAUCUCCGUGUGCUACUUUGAAGGAGAAAAUGAUUGGUGGGUGAGUAAACACAUCAAGAAGCCAAUUCGUUCUACUAUCCUUAGCCUUGACUGGCAUCCCAAUAAUGUCUUACUGGCAGCAGGCUCGUGUGACUUCAAAUGCAGAGUUUUUUCUGCUUACAUCAAAGAAGUAGACACAAAGCCUUCUGCCACACCCUGGGGUUCCAAAAUGCCUUUUGGACAAAUGAUGGCGGAAUUUGGGGGUGCCGGUAGUGGUGGUUGGGUCCACAGUGUAUCUUUCUCUGCCACAGGAAAUCGCUUGGCGUGGGUCAGCCACGAUAGCACUGUAUCUGUUGUCGAUGCUGCUAAAAAUUUGUCGGUUUCUCAAACGAAGACCGAAUUUCUCCCCCUCUUGAGUGUGAUUUUUGUCUCUGAGAAUAACAUAGUGGCAGCAGGCCAUGAUUGCUGUCCGAUGCUGUUCAUGUAUGAUGAUCGUGGUUCUUUGACCUACAUCUCCAAGCUAGACAUUCCAAAGCAGAGCAUUCAGCGCAAUAUGUCUGCCAUGCAGCGCUUCCACAAUCUGGAUAGAAGGGCAACCACAGAGGAUCGAAAUACCACGCUUGAGACUCUCCACCAGAACAGCAUCACCCAAGUCUCAGUAUAUGAAGGUGAUAAGCGAGAUUGUCGGAAGUUUUGCACUACUGGUAUCGAUGGCGCGAUGACAAUUUGGGAUUUGAAGUCUCUGGAAUCCUCAAUCCAAGGUGUGCGAAUCAUGUGAACAGAAGUCCUUGUGAUCUAGCAAGACAAAACACCAUGAGAAAAGAAGAGCUCCCCCCCCACACCCCCGCCCUCCCAGCAGCAGCUGACCAGAGCUGGUGAGAAAAUCCUCAAAAGGAAAAUCAGGAAAGGCACUGAAAAAUAAUGAAAUCAAUGCUCCACCGCUUUAUCAUUCUGGGAAUUGUUUCUUUUUGUUUUUUUUAAAGGAAUUGGUUUGAAGUGGGUUCUUUCUUUUUCUUUUCUUCUUAGCUAAAGCUGCCUUCAAAGCAGUUUCUACGGCAUUCUGAGGGACAUGCCCUAUAAAGGGUGAUUAUGUACACUAAUUUAAGGGGACUUUUAUGUAGUGUGUCUGCUAGAAAAUAAACACUACAAAACUUG